AUGGAGGAGAGAGACGACCUCGAUGACGAUGGAGCAGAGGAAGGUAACACGAAGGAUAGAGGAUGGUGGUCGACGUUGAUGUCGAGGUGCCUGGGCAAUAUUGAUCUCUCUGGAAAUAAAUUGUAUGGUGAGGUUCCACCUAUAUUUCCCAGUUCGCGGAAUCAGGAAAUUUUUCUAGGUUCUAACCAGUUCAAUGGUUCAUUACCUCUUGUUUCAUCAACAGUAGAAAUACUAGAUCUUUCCAACUCAUCGUUUUCUGGAACGCUCUUUCACUUUUUCUGUAAUAAUAAUAGUGAACCAAAGGCACUUGAAAUUCUUCAUCUGGGCAAGAAUCUUCUAUCUGGAAAAAUUCCUGACUGUUUCAGAAACUGGGCAACCUUGGUAGUUGUAAAUUUAGAAAGCAACAAUUUAAUUGGGAAUAUUCCAAGGUCUUUGGGCUACUUACUCUUCCUCCAAUACUUGCACUUGCGCAAUAAUCACUUGCAUGGGGAGUUGCCUCCAUAUCUAAAGAAAUGUACAGAUUUGACUAUUCUUGACCUUGGUUACAAUAAGUUUCUAGGAAAGAUACCAAUGUGGAUUGGAACAAGCCUUUCAAAUUUGGCGAUUCUUAGCCUUCGUUCAAAUCAGUUUCAUGGCCACAUUCCGUACAAACUUUGCGAUCUCACAUAUCUCCAAAUAUUGGACCUCGCACAUAACAAUCUCUCAGGAAGAAUGCCAAGGUGUUUGUACAAUUUUACAGCAAUGACCACCCGUUUAUACUUUAAUCAUCCAUUUUAUAUUGUGGGCCGAAUAGAGAAUGCAAACGUGGUGACAAAAGGCAGAGAAGUGAAAUAUGGAAACAUUCUUCUUAGCUUGGCAGUUAGUUUGGACCUUUCAGACAACAUUAUCUCUGGAGAAAUCCCUGAAGAACUUACCAGCCUCAUCUACUUGCAGUCGGUGAAUUUGUCUUAUAAUCUUUUGAGUGGAAGAAUACCUCCGAAGAUUGGUGAUAUGAGAAGGUUAGAAUCUCUUGAUUUGUCCAUGAAUCAACUUUGUGGUCAAAUUGCUCCAAGUAUGUCAAGUUUGACAUUUCUCAGUGCCUUGAACUUGUCCUACAAUAAUUUGACAGGCGAGAUUCCGAAAAGCACUCAACUUCAGAGUUUGGAUCAAUCCAGUUUUAUUGGUAAUAAACUUUGUGGCCCUCCACUUGAAGUGAACUGCAGUAAUACCAACGGGACAGUACCACCGGUAGCCGAUCAGAAACACGGAGGAAGUUAUUUGCUUGAAGACGGUUGGUUCUAUCUGAGCGUGGGACUAGGAUUUCUGUUCGGUUUUUGGAGUGUUCUUGGCUCGUUGUUGUUGAACUUGCCAUGGAGCAUUGUCUUUUCUCGGUUCCAAAAUAGCAUUGUGAAGAAGCUUUAUGGGGUAAUUGUUGAACAUUUUUAA
Molecule: messenger RNA, 1425 nt
Organism: Prunus armeniaca (apricot)
Lineage: Eukaryota; Viridiplantae; Streptophyta; Magnoliopsida; Rosales; Rosaceae
Source: the annotation of a GenBank genome assembly